CGGCGCAUGCGCGGCACGAGCUCGCCGUCCGCCGCCCGCCGCCGCGAGUGCUCGCAGCGCGCCGCACUCCGCGCCGGAGCGCCGCUGCCGCUGCCGUGUCGGACGCGCGCUGUCGCCUGUGUCGCGCUCUCGUCAGCUCGUGCUACGCGCGACAUUCACAACACGGAAAUGAAGCUCAUACGAUAUGUGCACUUCAACCUCUAACUUGUAUAUUGUACAUUACACCUACAUUGUCAAGUGUUGUUUAUGAUCGUCGUUUGUGAAAUAAAGUAAAUCAGUGUCAGUGCUGUACGGGGCGACUGGCGAGGUAUCGUUUGAUCCUGUGCAGCCAGCCGAGCGAGCCAGCGGAGCGGACGAGCGCUCGGCAGCGGCCGCAUGGCGGACGUCACGUGAGGGCGCGCCAUGCGAGCGCUCCUGCCGCUACUGGCCGCCCUCUCCACCACCGCGGCUGCGAGUUCAGCGCCCCCCGCAACCCUACCGCCGCUCGCGCUAUUGCUACGAGCUGCCUGCCACGGGCCACUCCUCGCCGCCUUCAACGAGAGUCGAUUAUUCGACUAUGAACCAGCGCGCUUUCUGUUCACCCAGUACCGUGUGCAUCUCUUAAGCUAUGAAGAUACCUGUGGACCCGAAUGGAGAGCUUCGAUGACGAAGCAAGCGCUCGCGGCGCUGAGCGAGGGCGGCUCAGUGGUGGGCUCAGGCUGCCUCGGUGCCCACGUAUGUGGCGCGCUGGGCGCGGCAGCGCGCGCGCUGCAACGACCGGUGAUGACGCGCUGCGCGGCCGCGGAAGCGCGCGGCGUGGCGGUUGCGCGACUGGCAGCGCGCCUGCGCUGGAGGCUAGCACUAGUGCCGCCGGCGGCGCCCACAUCCGAGUGCGAGGCCGCGCUGUUGGAGGUGGCGCGCGCGCUAGCCGUCGCCGGCCUCGCAGUACGUCGAUCCAAACUGUCACCAGAAGAACUAGAGCGUCAACCCGAUGUUGUAAUCCUAUGUACCGAUCGUGGUACUGGGACACCGGCGGCAGCUGCAGUGACUCAUGAGGCAGACGGAGCAGGCCCCGCGGCGCUGUUAGUACACGUGGAGGAGUGUGACAGCGCAUCACGUUCUGUCACCGAGACGCGACGCACUGCGAUGAAAGAUGUUAAUAAUGCGACGCCAACAAGCAAUAUUACUUUAGUUUUAAGCGAAUUCUUAAAAACGAGAAGUAAAAGGCAUUCGCAGUCUGAAGAGAUAACGAUGAACGAUCUCAGUACAAAUCUGUCUUCAAAUAAGCUAGAGAACAUUUCAACAGAAACAAGAUUGCUCAAUCAGCCAGUAAUAAAAUAUAUAGGCCAUCGUAAAAUCGAUACUGACUCCGUUCAGCUAAGAUCGAAAGAAAAUGGAGAAAGGUCUUUAAUCAAACAACAGGUGCUGGAAAGUAAGCACUCAGUUACUGAGAUCGAGCUCGAAAAGUGGCAGCGUGUGUCCACAGGGGAGCCCGGACCGGACCUUGACUCGGAUCGAGUUCAAUCUUAUUUGCCUCAAAUCCAAAUCUCCUUCUUUCGUCGCUUGUUGCUCCUUACCGAUGACCAGUUAACAAAACGCUCAUAUUCAGAUGAAACAAUGAUUUAUGAUGAACUACUCAAAGCUAUUAAAAUUGAUUCGAUUGCCAAAAAAGCACAAAAAGAAGACAUAAAUAUAAAUUUUCAUUUAUAUGAAAAGCAGAACAAAACAUCUCCACAUUGGACUCAUGCAGCUGUGCUGGCCACUACGGUGUCUCGGUCCCUAGAGCUGUCGUACGAGCAAAUAAAUUCCGUGCAGCUUGUGAACGUGACGGUGGCCCUGGAUAGCUGGAGCUCGGCGGGAGCUGCAGGGACCGCGGGGGGAGCAGGCGCGGCCCGCGAGAGCACCGGCGCCGCGGCGCUGUCGGCGGUGGCGGCCUGUGGUGCACUGGCUCUGGCCGCUAGUACUGCGCUGCUAUUGCGCUGGUUAGCUACUCGCCGCCGUCGCCGGCGCCGGCGCCGUGACGCCGUACUUACUCCCUCCGACUUUAGUUUCCCGGUGGACGAGCGGCGUCGUGUGGGUGAGGGAAUGGAGACCAUGCUUUCAUGUUGGCUGCAGCAGUUGCACGAGUUUGGUGGCCCAGAGCUCGAGCGCCCUGAUCUACUCAAGCAACCGCCUUGCGUCGCGCCUCGUGCGCCUUCCGCGCCUUCGUCUACGUGCAGCGUCAACCGCGUUGCCGUCGACCGUCGCAUACGAUACAAGGGGGACGUGGUGCACGUCAAGUACUUACCGGCGACAGCGGGACUGGAACUCAAACGAAAAGCGACAGACGUGUUGCUGGUGAUGCAGAACCUGCGUCACGAAAACCUAAAUCCUUUCAUUGGGUGUCUGUGUGAGCUGAGGCCGGCUCUAGUAUUCGACCAGUGCGGGCGCGGCUCUCUGGAAGACGUGCUGGUGGCGGACGACAUCAAGCUAGACUGGACGUUCCGCCUGUCGCUGCUCACGGACUUGGUGAAGGGCAUGCGCUAUUUGCACGCGUCUCCACUGCGCCUGCACGGCCGACUCACGUCGCGCAACUGUGUGGUGGACUCGCGCUGGGUGCUGCGAGUCACGGACUACGGCCUGCCGGCAUUCUUCCACGCGCAAGCCCUGCCGCACCCGCACCGCUCCGCGCGAGAUCUUCUUUGGACGGCCCCGGAGCUCCUGCGCGAGAGCAACGGCGCGGGUCGCGGCUCCCAGCCCGGCGACGUGUUCGCAUUUGCUAUCAUCAUGCAAGAGGUCAUCGUGCGCGGCGAGCCAUACUGCAUGCUGGCUCUCACGCCCGAAGAGAUCGUGGAGAAGGUGUCCCGGCCACCGCCGCUGAUUCGGCCCUCCGUGUCCAUGGGCGCAGCGCCGCCAGACGCCGUCAGCGUCAUGCGCCAGUGCUGGAGCGAGGCGCCCGACCUUCGCCCUGACUUCCAUCGCCUGCACGACAUCUUUCGACAUCUGCACCGCGGCAGAAAGGUUAACAUAGUCGAUUCCAUGUUUGAAAUGUUGGAGAAAUAUAGUAAUAAUCUAGAAGAACUGAUCAAGGAACGGACCGAGCAGCUCGAUAUGGAGAAGAAGAAGACCGAACAAUUACUAAAUAGGAUGCUACCUAGGUCAGUGGCUGAGCGCCUAUUGCUGGGGUCGCGCGUGGAGCCGGAGGAGUUCUCUGAAGUGUCCAUCUACUUCAGUGACAUCGUGGGCUUCACGGCGUUGGCGGCGCGCUCAACGCCGGUGCAGGUGGUGGACUUACUCAAUGACCUCUACACCACUUUCGACGCCGCCAUCGAGCAGUACCGCGUCUACAAGGUGGAGACCAUCGGCGACGCGUACAUGGUGGUGGGCGGCCUGCCCGUGCGCACGCGCGACCACGCGGAGUCCGUGGCCACCAUGGCGCUGCACCUGCUGCACCUGGCGGGCCGCUUCCGCCUGCGCCACCUGCCCGACACGCCGCUGCACCUGCGCAUUGGCUUGCACACCGGCCCGUGCUGCGCCGCCGUCGUGGGCCUCACCAUGCCGCGUUACUGUCUCUUCGGCGACACCGUCAACACGGCCUCGCGCAUGGAAUCCACUGGUCAGCCACCGCCCGCACCCGCGCGACCCUGCGCUCGGCGACUCGGUGACGGUGUGGUUGUUGCAGGCGCGGCGUGGCGCAUCCAGGUGUCGGCCACGACGGCGGAGCGACUGACGGCGGCCGGCGGCUACCGGCUGCGGUCGCGCGGCCUCACCAUGGUCAAGGGGAAGGGCGCCAUGCACACGUACUGGCUGCUGGGCAAGGACGGGUUCGAUAAGCCACUGCCCACGCCGCCCCCAUUGCAGUCUGAAGAGGUUCUGUUUGAAGUAGACGGUGAAAAUGAGUGCGAGUCUCCAGGACCGGAUCACUCGCCACCAGCAGCGGCGCGAGCCGGGGUCGAGCGGCAGCGGUCCGACCCCACCGGCACUCCGGACAGACAAGCGUGGCAGCGCUCGGGCGCGGUGUCGGCGGACAGCAGCCCGCCGCCCGGCGCGGCCCUGCCGACUGGCGCGGCCCCGCCGCCCACCCUCGCCGCCGUCGCCGCCGUCGCCAACCCCACCACCCCCACCACCCCCGCCGCCGACCACAGCGUGCAAUACUCUCGCUAUAGGUGCUUGGGGAACGGGCGUCGUCCACUGCGGCGGCAGUGGUCGCUGGAGCGCGGCGACACCCUGGCGGCAGCGGCGGCGCAGGGUCCCGGGCGGGGCGCCAGCUCAGCGCCGCCGUCACCGCCCGAGCCGCUGGCGCUGCUAGUGCCGGCGCCGGCGCGGCCGCCCGCGCCCCGCUACCGCACGCGGCCAGAGCCCGACGGCACUCCGGCUCCGUUGUAGCCGCCGCUGCCUGUCGCUAGAUCGACAAUAAUUUUCGUAGACGAAACUUUUUCGCUCCGCUCGGCCGCCGCUGUAGCGUGUGUGCGGCUUGAGAUGGUGCCUGUCGAUAUACAUUUUUACUAUAGCAUCUAGGGUUUUCAAUUGUGAUUAAUUGCAAACGAUCGGUGUAUUUUUGAAUUUUUUCGAGAAUCUAAUAAAUUAAUAAUUUCUUC
Spodoptera littoralis (African cotton leafworm) is the source of this 4556-nucleotide messenger RNA. NCBI's taxonomy places the organism in Eukaryota, Metazoa, Arthropoda, Insecta, Lepidoptera, Noctuidae. The record is from the annotation of a GenBank genome assembly.